Stylonychia lemnae is the source of this 1692-nucleotide messenger RNA. The record is from the annotation of a GenBank genome assembly. NCBI's taxonomy places the organism in Eukaryota, Ciliophora, Spirotrichea, Sporadotrichida, Oxytrichidae.
AUGUAUCCCAACAUGCAAAGUAAUUUCUAAUAUGUUCCCUACUAAGGUUACAACUAUCAAAAUGUUGAUGAAGAGCAGCCAAAGACUCUCCUUAAGCAAGAAUCCUAGGUUUAAGCAACUCAAUAAGUAACUGAUUCCAAUGGUAAAAUAGACAAGGAAUUUGUAGAGAGCUUAGACAAGCCAAUUAACAGUCUUCCCUUUUUGGAAAAGUAUCACUAGUCUGCUAGAAAUGUUGAAAGACUAGCCUAAACUGUUAAAAAUGCAAGUUAUGGUGUUGGAAUGCUAGGAGGUGUCUGCUUCGUCCUUGCUGGAUUCUGUCUUCUAGGAAACUCCGCUAUUCAUAACUCUUAAAUGACUCAAAAUAGCAGUGCAAAUGCUGCUCAUCCAAAGCUUCAAUCAGGUAUGCUAGAUAGUGGGAUUUAAUCUGAAAUUAUCGAUUCUGAAACUGGAGAAUUUAAUGUUAAGGCUUUAUCUGGAACUUUUUCUAUGAUUAUUUGGGGUAUGAUUAUGGCUAAAGCAAAGUCUGGCUACACUGCAGCAAUCUCUAAGGAUCAUACUUAAGUUCAAUCUCAAUACAAAAAUGUCUUAACUUUGUUCGCUUUAAUUGCAGUUGCAACUUUUGCCUAAUGGAAGUUUGAAGGUCAAAGUCAAAAGAAUAUUUAAUCAACACAACCUGCUACUCAAUCAAAGGGUAGAAAUUUAGAAGCUUCAAAUCCUAUAGUAGCUGUUACUGAUGAAGUAGAAAUCGUAGAUUACAAAACUCUUUAUGAAAAUGCUUAAUAACUAUGGAGAAACUCAAUCAGUAAAGAUCAGAAAAAAUCAAGCAUAGUACUAGAAAGUUCAAAUGUAGAAACAGCAACACAAGAUCAUAAAGUCAAAUCCUAAAUCAUCAUUCAAGGUGCCAAGGGUGCAGUUAAGUGGAUUGGAUCUAUUAUAUUCUUUGCUAUUUGCUUUGCUUAUGGCAUGAUUCUUAGAUAAUAUCACUUGGCAGUACAAAAGCAUUAAUAAAUGACUGAGCUAUUCUAUAACCCUAACGUUAGAGUUGCCUCAGGAGAGAAUGCCUCCAAAGUCCUUGAUUCAAUCAAGCCUAAAGUAGAAGAAGUUGAACAAUUAAUUCAAGCUCCAGCCUAACAACAAUCUGUUCACCACUUAAACUAAUUUGAAAAUCUCCAUCAAAAGAUCUCAGAGAUUCUUAAGAAUGCCUAAAAUAUUUAAAAGCCUCAUAUGUAGGUUGCUGCCCCUACUCUUAAAAAUCUUCCACCAUCAUUGAAAAGUGAAAAUAACUUCAACUACUCCUUGUGUGAAUCAAUAGACUAUUAAUAGGAGUCCUUAGCGGCACCACUUCUUGAUACAAGAAAAGAACAAAACAAAAGUCUUGCUAUUGAAAGAUUACAACAAAUCCUUUCUCAAAAAUAAUCUUCUCAAAAUUAGCAAGUACAAUAGAUUGUUCAAGAAAAGCCAAAACUCUAGCAAGCAGUCAUUGAAAAUCAAAUUCAAGCUGCCCCUUAAGCUCAAUAAUAAGUUAAAGUUAUUACAAUGUCAAGAGAAGAAUUUGAAAAGUAAUACGGCCAAAAAUUACCAGAAAUUACUUAAAAUUAAGCUUCUGCCAUUAUAAUUCAAACUCAUGCAAAGGACUUGGUUGAGGAAACUUCAAUUAAUAUGACUAUUACCAAGAAUAAUAGCAUGGAAUGA